GAAUCACAUCCGCUCAAAACUUAUCAGCUUGAGACCGUCUCAUUAUUGAAUUUCACAUUAUUAAUCUAUUAAUACUAUAAAUGAAAGAUGAAAUAUCAAAUAACUAACACUAAAGUACACUUUCCUUUUUUGUUCUCAUAGUUCCUUCCACAAUUGGCAAAAAUGUCUAUGCUUUCAAAUCUCUUCCCCGACAACGCAAUCAGUCUCACUCCUUACGCUUACGCAGUACUCAUUCUCACAGCUACCUUCUCGAUUCUAUGGUACAUCUUCAAACGCUCGCCGCAACCGCCUCUACCACCUGGACCGCGAGGGCUACCUAUAGUCGGAAACCUUCCCUUCCUUGACCCGGAUCUUCACACCUACUUCACAAAACUCGCUCAAAGUCAUGGUCCAAUCUUCAAACUCAAUCUUGGCUCAAAACUAACUGUCGUGGUAAACUCUCCAUCGCUGGCUAGCGAGAUCCUUAAAGAUCAAGAUAUCAAUUUCUCAAACCAUGACGUCCCUCUCACGGCCCGAGCCGUUACUUAUGGUGGUCUGGACCUUGUAUGGUUACCAUACGGUGCCGAAUGGAGAAUGCUUAGAAAAGUUUGUGCUGCCAAACUUUUUAGCCGCAAAACUUUGGAUUCCUUUUAUGAGCUUCGACGCAAAGAAAUCCGAGAAAGAACGAGAUGUUUGUACCAGAAAGGUCUAGAAAAAUCACCGGUGAAUGUUGGAGAGCAGUUGUUUUUGACGAUGAUGAAUCUAAUGAUGAAUAUGUUAUGGGGAGGGUCAGUGAAAGCAGAGGAUAUGGAGAGUGUUGGAACAGAGUUUAAAGGAGUGAUUUCUGAGAUAACUAGGCUUUUGGGUGUGCCUAAUGUUUCUGAUUUUUUCCCGAUGCUAGCUAGAUUCGAUCUUCAAGGGCUUGUUAAGAAGAUGCAUUUGUAUGCUCGAGAUCUCGAUGCGAUACUCGAUCGAGCCAUCGAGCAGAUGCAACGGCUAAGAAGUAGGGAUGGUGAUGAUGGUGAAUGUAAAGAUUUUUUACAACACUUGAUGAAGUUAAGGGACCAAGAAGCUGACUCGGACGUCCCUAUUACAAUGAACCAUGUCAAAGCCGUACUCAUGGAUAUGGUAGUUGGUGGUACAGAGUCAUCAACCAACACGAUAGAGUUUGUGAUGGCUGAACUAAUAAGUAACCCAGAGUUGAUGAGAAGAGCGCAACAAGAGCUAGAUGAAGUUGUGGGCAAAGACAACAUUGUUGAAGAAUCACAUAUCACUAGCCUUCCUUACAUAUUAGCCGUUUUGAAAGAAACACUUAGACUUUAUCCAACCAUUCCUUUGCUAGUCCCUCACCGUCCGUCUGAAACCGCGCUGGUCGGCGGCUACACCAUCCCAAAAAACACUAAGAUCUUCAUCAAUGUUUGGUCUAUCCAGAGAGACCCAAAUGUGUGGGAGUAUCCGACUGAGUUUCGUCCCGAGAGGUUUCUUGAUAAGAAGUCUUGUGAUUUCACUGGAACUGAUUAUAGCUAUCUUCCGUUUGGAUCUGGCAGGAGAAUUUGCGCAGGUAUAGCACUCGCCGAGAGGAUGAUUUUGUACACUCUCGCGACUCUAUUGCAUUCAUUCGAUUGGACGAUUCCGGAUGGACACGUGUUGGAUUUGGAAGAGAAGUUUGGGAUUGUCUUGAAGCUCAAGACCCCUCUUGUUGCCUUGCCCAUUCCAAGGUUGUCCAAUUCCAAUUUUUAUUUCUAAUGCUAAAAUCUUUAUAGUUUUCUUAAAAAGCAAAAAGAUUGUUAUGUUUGCGAUUUUUAUUAUAUACGUUUUUAACUGUCAUAUAAGUUUUGUAAUGAAAUCCAAACAUCGGUUUCCAUAAACAGCAACAUUAUUGAACUAGGACCACUUAUAAAUUUUACUUAAUUGUUGUUAGAUAUCAAUUUUGUUUUUCGUUCCAGUUUUGUUUGAUGUGAGAUAUCAUUUUUUUUUAUUUUCUAUUUUGAACAAAACCAAACAGGAUUAUAGAAACUUGAAAAUUAGCAAGUACUUACUUUGUGUCGAGUCCUAGUUUGACUCUUUUUUGGUGUAUUUUUUGGUUAGAAUAUUAGAGAAUUCAAUGAGGUCAUAAAUCUUUUUGAAAACAAUAUCAGCUUAACGAGCAUUUUUUUUUUGGAGUCUCAUUGAAAUUCAGAUAAAACAUUGGAAGACACAAAAAAUCAUCAAUUAUGUUCUAUCCAUCUGGAAUUUUGUGUUUAUUUAUGAAUAUUAAACUUGAGAAAAUUUAGAUUUUUUGGAAUAUUGCUCUCAAAAAGUCUUUGCAAAAUGGUCCCAUGCAUUGAUUCAUACCUCUGCAUAGUGAAGUUUAGCCAUCGAAAUGAAUUUUGGUCCUACUCUUUGGAAAGGUGGCAGCUUACUUUCCCCUCUUACUCUUUUACCAUUAAAACAUUAGCUUUAUUUA
Arabidopsis thaliana (thale cress) is the source of this 2425-nucleotide messenger RNA. RefSeq names its product cytochrome P450, family 706, subfamily A, polypeptide 5 (gene CYP706A5). The coding region runs from base 163 to 1725 and encodes 520 amino acids. Gene Ontology annotation, molecular function: iron ion binding; monooxygenase activity; oxidoreductase activity, acting on paired donors, with incorporation or reduction of molecular oxygen. The record is from RefSeq and is marked reviewed. Lineage: Eukaryota; Viridiplantae; Streptophyta; Magnoliopsida; Brassicales; Brassicaceae. The transcript is spliced from 2 exons.